UAUAACAAAAGAAUAAGGAUAUUACAAGAUAUUACAAAUAUGGAUAUUUUGAAGUUAAAGCUCGUUUUGAAACAUAUUAAUACCAGUAUAGUCGAUUCCAUAAAUAAAAUUUCUACAAAAUCAUUAAUAUAUACUAAAUCGAAAGAAUUUUCAACAGGUAGUUUAUUGCGAGUUAAAGAACCAGAGGCAAAAGGUGAGAAAAGAGAAUCAAUAAGAAUGAAACAAUUUCAUAAAAAAUUAAAAUUGCAACCUAUACCUAGGGUACCUCCAAAAGAACGUUUUGUGGACUUAGUACUAGUGGAAACUGAUCCAAAUAAUGGAGAACUAAUAACAAAUAGCGAAAAAGAUCCAACAAAGUGGGGGGAUUGGCAAAAUGGUGGGCGGGUGAGCGACUUUUAAUUCAAAAUUCUCAUUUCAAGAUAUAAAUAUAUAAAAUAUAAUGAAGUAACACUUGAUUCGUUUAAAUUUA
Messenger RNA from Bombus terrestris (buff-tailed bumblebee), 469 nucleotides. RefSeq names its product succinate dehydrogenase assembly factor 4, mitochondrial. The transcript is spliced from 3 exons. The record is from RefSeq and is a predicted model, not a curated record. Bases 40 to 399 code for a protein of 119 amino acids. Lineage: Eukaryota; Metazoa; Arthropoda; Insecta; Hymenoptera; Apidae.